GUCAUUUCAACAAUCAGUCUGCGCCGAGCGUUCACAGGGAGAGGUUGUGUCGCUCUCUAUCCUAAACAGCUACAAUACCAAUCGCGUGUUCAAUGCCGAGUGAAAGAAGUAAACAUACUAUAUUAUUAUAAUAAAUAGAAAGAAUCUACCUCAUGUAUUGUAAAUUGUGAAGUUUUAUCGUACUAUAUCCACAGUUAAAUUAAAAAAAAAGAACCCAAAGUUUGUGUGCAUCUUAAUAACAAAUUACGACAAAAUGGAUGAGUGGCAAAAGAACGAGAAGUUAUAGAUGCGCCGUACAUCAGAGGGACCGAGAGGUCAGCUCAGAAAACGAUUUCCAUUUACUUCUUGAAGACCCCACUUUAUUCGCCAGAAUGGUGCACUUAGUGGCAAUGGAAGUGCUCCCAGAAGAGCGAGACCGCAAGUAUUACCAGGAAAGAUAUACUUGCUGUCCACCGCCGCUCUUUAUCAUCUGUGUGACGUUGUUAGAGUUGGGAGUGUUUGCGUGGUACGCGUGGGGUUCGGGCGGCGUGGCGGCCGCGGCGGGCCCGGUACCCGUUGACUCGCCCCUCGUCUACCGGCCCGACCGGCGCAAAGAACUGUGGAGGUUCCUCACCUACAGCGUGGUGCACGCUGGCUGGCUCCACUUGGCAUUCAACCUCCUUGUUCAACUUGCGGUGGGCCUGCCGCUGGAGAUGGUGCACGGCGCAGUACGGUGCGGUGCGGUGUACCUGGCGGGCGUGCUGGGCGGCUCGCUGGCGGCGUCCGUGCUGGACCCGGACGUGUGCCUUGCGGGCGCGUCGGGCGGCGUGUACGCGCUGCUGGCGGCGCACCUCGCCAACGCGUUGCUCAACUUCCAUGCGAUGCGCUACGGCGCCGUGCGCCUCGUCGCCGCACUCGCGGUCGCCUCCUGCGACGUGGGCUUUGCGGUCCACGCUAGAUAUACUAAAGAAGCGCCUCCAGUGUCGUACGCGGCGCACGUGGCGGGCGCGCUGGCGGGGCUGACGAUCGGGCUGCUGGUGCUGAAGCACGCGCAGCAGCGGCUGUGGGAGCGGCUGCUGUGGUGGGCGGCGCUGGGCGCGUACGCGGCGUGCACCCUGUUCGCCGUGCUCUACAACAUCUUCAGCGGGCCCGUGGACGAGCUGCACUACAUGCCGCCCGACCCGCCGCCCGACGCGGCCGGCUUCUGAUGCGCCCGCCCCGCCGCGCCG
Zerene cesonia (dogface butterfly) is the source of this 1208-nucleotide messenger RNA. RefSeq names its product rhomboid-related protein 3-like. The transcript is spliced from 6 exons. Gene Ontology annotation, molecular function: serine-type endopeptidase activity. The record is from RefSeq and is a predicted model, not a curated record. Gene Ontology annotation, cellular component: membrane. NCBI's taxonomy places the organism in Eukaryota, Metazoa, Arthropoda, Insecta, Lepidoptera, Pieridae. The coding region runs from base 258 to 1187 and encodes 309 amino acids.